AUGGGUGCAAAGGCCCCCAGGGCAUAUCUCCCAGUGGCAAAGGGGAGGACGGAUAGGGUUCAGCGUGGCACUUCUUCACUGAAAUCUGGAAAUGUUCUUCAAACCCAUAUUUGUAAAUUGAAUCAGUCCCCUUGGGACGUGAUGAGCUUUUCGCCACCAUCAUCUCCUCCGCCACCACCGCCUCCACCGUCGUUCAGGAGAAUAAUUUUUAUGCGGAUCAGUGGAACUGAUAAUUUCGCGAGAAAUGGGAGCUUGGGAGAACUUAAUGCAGCUUUUCAUAGAAGUGGGUUUAAAAAAAAAAAAAAAAUUCUGCCCAAAAGUCCAGUGCGGGCAUGCAUUGGCUCCGCCCAUGAUUCCAAUGGUGAAGGUGAAGGCGACGGCGGCAAUGUGGGUGGCUCUGCCCAUGAGAACUCAGAGGAAGGGCCUGAGAAUCCCGGGUUAAAGAAGGAAAAGCAUAUUGUAUGUUGUGUCAAGACUGAUGGGAAAGCACGGAAAUGCAAGAUGGAGGCGGCCGAAGGGAACUCUUUGAACAAGCACCACUUAUCUCAAGUGCGAAACUGCAACUCGUCUCUUCCAACGAUGAAGAAACAAGAUAAGGUGGUGGCUGACUCUCCGCUCAAGCCACUGGGCAAGAAGGCAGCUUCAACGUCAAAUUCAAAUUCGAAUGAAUUUUACUACUAUUCAGGUUUUGGACCGCGUUGGGGCAAGAAAAGAGGCGAGAACAAUCGAGCUAGUCGUAGUACUCUAGUAGAGCAAGAAUGUGAAACUUUACCAUCCACAUUCUUUGAAAUUGACAAAGAGAAAUUUGAGAUCGAGUAUGAGGAAGAGAAGGAGGAUGAUGAGAGUAGGAGGAAAAGAGCUCGAAAGCCAAUUAAAUUAAGGUCAAUAAAGUCUCUGAUGUGA
Messenger RNA from Olea europaea var. sylvestris, 903 nucleotides. RefSeq lists its product as uncharacterized. Lineage: Eukaryota; Viridiplantae; Streptophyta; Magnoliopsida; Lamiales; Oleaceae. The record is from RefSeq and is a predicted model, not a curated record. The transcript has 4 exons. The coding region runs from base 1 to 903 and encodes 300 amino acids.